Molecule: messenger RNA, 920 nt
Organism: Canis lupus familiaris (dog)
Lineage: Eukaryota; Metazoa; Chordata; Mammalia; Carnivora; Canidae
Product: phosphate carrier protein, mitochondrial-like
Biological process (GO): mitochondrial phosphate ion transmembrane transport
Cellular component (GO): mitochondrial inner membrane
Molecular function (GO): phosphate transmembrane transporter activity
Source: RefSeq, a predicted model, not a curated record
AUGAGCGUUGGAGUAUCCUUUUUUGAUUGUCUUCACAAGGGCAUAUUUAAUGGAUUCUCAGUUACACUUAAAGAGGAUGGUGUUCGUGGUUUGGCUAAAGGAUGGGCUCCGACUUUCAUUGGCUAUUCUAUGCAAGGGCUCUGCAAGUUUGGCUUUUAUGAAGUUUUCAAAGUCUUGUAUAGCAACAUGCUUGGAGAGGAGAAUGCCUAUCUCUGGCGCACAUCACUAUAUUUGGCUGCCUCUCUCAGUGCUGAAUUCUUUGCUGACAUUGCCCUGGCUCCUAUGGAAGCUGCUAAGGUUAGAAUUCAAACCCAACCAGGUUAUGCCAACACCUUGAGGGAUGCAGCUCCCAAAAUGUAUAAGGAAGAAGGCUUAAAAGCAUUCUACAAGGGGGUUGCUCCUCUCUGGAUGAGACAGAUACCAUACACCAUGAUGAAAUUUGCCUGCUUUGAACAUACUGUUGAAGCAUUAUAUAAGUUUGUGGUUCCCAAGCCCCAAAGUGAAUGUUCAAAGGCAGAGCAACUGGUUGUAACAUUUGUAGCAGGUUAUAUAGCUGGAGUCUUCUGUGCAAUUGUUUCUCAUCCUGCUGAUUCUGUGGUAUCUGUGUUGAAUAAAGAGAAAGGUAGCAGUGCUUCUCAAGUCCUUCAGAGACUCGGAUUUAAAGGUGUAUGGAAGGGACUCUUUGCCCGUAUCAUCAUGAUUGGCACUCUGACUGCACUACAGUGGUUCAUCUAUGACUCUGUGAAGGUCUACUUCAGGCUCCCUCGCCCACCUCCACCUGAAAUGCCAGAGUCUCUGAAGAAGAAGCUUGGGUUAACUCAGUAGAUUGAUCAAAGCAAAUGUGGACUGAAUCUGCUUGUUGAUCAGUGUUGAGAAAAGUGCAAGAGGAACUUUUUUAUAUAUUUGACAGUGUAGGAAAU